Solea senegalensis (Senegalese sole) is the source of this 3545-nucleotide messenger RNA. Its product is annotated as solute carrier organic anion transporter family member 1C1-like. Lineage: Eukaryota; Metazoa; Chordata; Actinopteri; Pleuronectiformes; Soleidae. Gene Ontology annotation, cellular component: membrane. Gene Ontology annotation, biological process: transmembrane transport; sodium-independent organic anion transport. The record is from RefSeq and is a predicted model, not a curated record. Bases 454 to 2562 code for a protein of 702 amino acids. Gene Ontology annotation, molecular function: protein binding. The transcript is spliced from 16 exons.
AUAGCAUACACAGAGAUGAUGAUGAUGGUGAUGAUGAUGGACACUUUGUGCUGAAGCUUUUCACUGAAACAACAGGACAUUUGUUUUUGUCUGGCCGUCUCUUUGAUUGUGGACAACUUGUCUGAGGCACCGUGAGGAGCAGAGCGGCGUGAAGUUUGUUGUCUUAGGCUCAGGACUCACCACACCAACAGUCAGUAGACGACAAAGAACAAGGACGAAUCGUGACACAACCUGAGUUGGCACAUGUUGGAGGCAAAAGUUGCACUCAGGCACACAGCUUGGACGACAGCCGGCAAGCAUCUACAAUUUGUGCUUGUGUGGGAAGAAAUUAUUUUCAGUUAUUAUAAGAUGAUCACUGCUGACCUCCAAAUCUGAAUUCCCCCCAGCCGGAGUGAGUGAGGACAGACAAAGUCAAUCAUCUGAUGAGAAGCUGCAGCUCAGGAAGAGGCUGCCAUGGAGAAAAAGGAGAGCUCAGCCACAGGCAGCUGGCCCCUCGACAACAGCCACAUCUCCUCUGCAGUAAAGAACUCCUGUCAUCCUAAUCUGAAGACGUUCCUGGCAGCCUUGUCCUUUGCCUCCUUUGCCCAGGCUUUAUCUGGCAGCUACAUGAAGAGCACGAUCACACAACUGGAAAGGCGGUUUGACAUCUCCAGUUACCUGAUCGGCAUCAUAGAUGGGAGCUUUGAAGUGGGGAAUUUGCUGGUGAUUGCCUUUGUGAGCUAUUUUGGUGCCAAACUUCACCGCCCCAAGAUCAUAUCAGUCGGAUGUAUCUUAAUGUCUUUCGGGACCUUCUUGAUGGCCAUGCCACAUUUCAUCAGUGGCCGCUAUAAGAUCGAAACAGCCAUUCGAUCAUCAGUGAAUUCAACCAAUAACCUCUCUCCAUGUCCAGUGAGUUCCGCUGAGUCCAGUAGUGUGGGGGACAGACCCUCUCUACUGCCACCUAAUGGUUGUGUGCGAGAGUCUAGUGUUUCCAUGUUGGCCUACAUGUUUUUGGGAAAUGUUCUGCGAGGGAUUGGAGAGACUCCGAUACAACCUUUGGGAAUCUCCUACAUUGAUGAUUAUGCAGAGUCCAAGAAUGCUGCUCUCUACAUUGGUUGUGUCCAAACGAUAUCAAUCAUCGGCCCUGUCUUUGGAUACUUGCUGGGUUCACUUUGUGCCAAAAUUUACGUUGACAUCGGUUACAUGGACAUGGAGACUGUGACCAUUACUCCCAGUGACGCCCGCUGGGUGGGCGCAUGGUGGCUGGGUUACAUCAUCGCUGGCAUCAUCACUCUCAUGACUGCUGUUCCCUUCUGGUUCCUGCCCAAAUCGCUGCCAAUGCCUGUGGACAAACACGACGCCAGCUGCACGCCAGAGCAAAGCAGGUUCCUCAAAGAUUCCCCAAACAUGAAGCACAAGUUCAGACCUGAGGAGCCGCCUAAUUUACAUCAAAUGGCCAAGGAGUUUGUGCCUACAUUGAAGAGUCUCCUUGGAAGUCCCGUGUACAUCGUCUACUUGUGUGUGACCAUCAUUCAGUUCAACUCUCUCAUUGGCAUGGUCACAUACAAACCCAAGUACAUCGAGCAACACUAUGGCCAGUCGGCAUCAAAAGCCAAUUUUCUUAUGGGCAUGAUCAACAUCCCAGCUGUGGCCCUCGGGAUGUUCUCCGGAGGUGUUGUUAUGAAGAAGUUCAGGUUGGGUGUCAUGGGAGCAGCUAAAUUUGCUUUUGGGACCUCCCUGCUGGGAUAUCUCCUGUCACUCUUUUUCUUAGCCAUGGGCUGCGAGAACCCUAAAGUGGCCGGCGUCACAGUCUCAUACACUGGAGUGGAGGGCACAUCUUAUCAGGAAAAAUCUCUCUUCUCCGACUGCAAUUCUCAGUGCUCGUGCUCAGGCAGGGAGUGGGAUCCCGUGUGUGGAGAGAAUGGGAUCACGUACGCGUCCCCGUGCUUGGCAGGAUGCACCUCCUCCUCUGGCUCUGCAAAAAACAUGGUGUUUGACAACUGCAGGUGUUUGGCACUGACUAUGAUCCAUUCAGGCAAUAUGACGGUCACUCUGGGUCAGUGCCCACGCAAAGACGACUGUGAAAAAAUCUUUCCAUACUUCCUGGCUCUGUCUGUCCUCAGCUCCUUCAUUAUUUCUCUUGGGGGGACACCUGGCUUUGUGCUGCUUAUCAGGUUCAUUAAACCUGAGCUUAAAUCUCUUGCACUUGGAAUCCACACACUGGCCACUCGUAUGCUCGCUGGAAUACCUGCCCCCAUAUACUUUGGAGCCAUAAUCGAUACCACCUGCCUCAAAUGGGGAUACAAACUGUGCGGAGGAAGAGGAGCGUGUAGAAUAUAUAAUACCUCAGCUUACAGGACAGUGUACCUGGGCCUGACACUGGUCUUGAGGACAGUCUCCUUCUUCUUUUGUGUUCUGGGAUUUGCUCUGCUCAAAAGACAUAUUAAGAGGAAGGAGAAAAAUGCUCUCAUCAGUGCGAAUGCGGAGAUGGCAUCACUAAGGAAAGAGGAGAACGGCUCCAUACACUGUGAGCAGGUAAUACUGUCCACAGACUGCAGUUCUGACUCAGAAACUCACUUGUGAGACUCGGCUCCGUGUAGCACUUAAUAGCAACACACACUAUUUACACAUUUGUUAAUACAAAUCGUGUGUAUUUGACAAGGAGUCCUAUUAAGACAUAUCUGAGAAAAAGACGUUUUUUUAUACCUACAAAUGUAUUUGAUCCAUGUAAAAGUUGUGUUUUUCAAAAACGUAAGACUUUUGAAGAAAAUAUGAAUGUAAUAGCGCUUCAUUUUCUAUGUCCUUUAUUAUUACUAUUGUGGUAACCCAUGCUGGUUUGCAGCAAGAGUCUCGGAGUGUCAGUGGGUUAAGCUUGUUGAGGAGGUUUAGAUAUUGACCUGGGUUCAGUUAUGUCUGCAGAUCACGCUGGUAUUUGCAGAAGCAGCAGAUUUUGUGAUGCACUUCUAACACUCACACACACACACACACACAGUGGUGUUACACUGACAUCACACCUCAUAUUUAAGUGUUUUAUGUGUUGUUGUUUUUUAGGUUAAAUAAAUUACUUUUGUGAAGUAAUUGAAACCACUGUGCUCUCACCCUUCUUUGUCAUAAACAAGAGCCAGGUUAAGGCAUUAAGCUUGAUUUGAUUAAUUUCAGGUUUAGAAUGCAUUUAAUAGACAUACAAAUAUUUUGCACAUCUGUUGUCAGUUAUUCCAGUGGCACACCCACUGGAAUAACUGCAUUUGGCUGCACUGAUGCAAAGUAGGUGUUUCAGCCUGUGGUGAGAUGAGGUGAACAACCAGAUCAAAGAGGAAACAAAGGACAGCUGCAACUAUCGUGUCCGCCUCCAGAGUUAAAACCGUCAAAUACAGCGUUCCCACCAUGGCAUCGCUGUUUCGAUAUUUUGUGGCUUCAACACAAUGAGUUACUAAGAAUAAAGGAACAGAUGUGCAGCCUUCAAAAAGCUCAAAAAGUGUAUUCAACAUCUGCAGCAUCAGUUUACAAACAUAAGCACAUCUGUAACUGACUGCAAUGUGUAUAAUAAACUGUGUGUAGUCUUAUUA